Messenger RNA from Labrus bergylta (ballan wrasse), 5056 nucleotides. It is a transcript of the gene ppp1r16b, whose product is annotated as protein phosphatase 1, regulatory subunit 16B. The record is from RefSeq and is a predicted model, not a curated record. Gene Ontology annotation, cellular component: cytoplasm. Gene Ontology annotation, molecular function: protein binding; enzyme inhibitor activity; myosin phosphatase regulator activity. Gene Ontology annotation, biological process: regulation of sprouting angiogenesis; establishment of endothelial barrier. Lineage: Eukaryota; Metazoa; Chordata; Actinopteri; Labriformes; Labridae.
GUCGGAAGUGAUUAUUCAGCUGGUUUCCUGUCCAUGUUUUAGCAGUUAUGAAGACGUUAAAGCUGCAGGGGAAAUGUAGCUUAAGGUCGGUUUGCAGACAGACUGCCAGUAGCAACAGGUUGAUUAUACGAGGCGUUUUAUGAGGCCAUGCUGCUCAAUGCCAGGGCGGCAGAACUGAAGAAACAUUCCCUGGCAUUUAUCAACGAGUAAACUUACUGCAGCGAACAGGAUGAUGAAGAAGAUUGUGAUGGGAGGAGGCCACUUCGGAAGGUGCAGCCCUCGCUAGACUCCUGAUCUCUCCCCCAACACCCCCCUUCCUCCCCCCCCUCCCCCUCCACCCCUCCAACCAUCAUCCAUUCUACUACCCCUCCCCCUCCUCUUCCGGGCACCAUGGCCAACCACCUGGAGCUGAUCCAGGAGCUGCAGCAGCUGGACAAGGUGCCCAGUCUGGAGAGGCUGCGGGCGGCCCAGAAGCGGAGAACGCAGCAGCUGAAGAGAUGGGCCGUGUACGAGAAGGAGAUGCAAAACAAGAAGCGGAAGGCCGACAAGAAGGGACGCAACGCCAACAACCUGCAGCAGUCGGACAUCAAGAGGCGAGUGUCUUUCGCUGCCAGCGUGGCUCUGCUGGAGGCGUCGGCCAGGAACGAUCCGGAUGAAGUACGUUACCUGCUCAAGAACAAUGUGAGUCCAGAUCUUUGCAAUGAAGAUGGUCUCACCGCCCUCCAUCAGUGUUGUAUAGAUAACUACGAGGAGAUGGUGAAGAUCCUGCUGGACCGAGGAGCCAGCGUCAACGCUCAGGACAACGAGCUGUGGACGCCGCUGCACGCCGCUGCUACCUGUGGCCACGCAGGACUCGUCAAGAUCCUCAUCACACACGGUGCAGAUUUGCUGGCGGUUAACUCUGAUGGGAACAUGCCCUACGACCUGUGUGAAGACGACCCAACACUGGACAUUAUUGAGACAGCCAUGGCCAACAGAGGCAUCACUCAGGAGAUGAUCAACGAGACACGAGCAUCGACAGAGAGGAAGAUGCUGGGAGACAUUCAGGAACUGAUGAGACAGGAAGAAGAGGUCAACCAGCAGGACUCUCAAGGAGCAACACUGCUCCACAUUUCGGCAGCAAACGGCUACGUCCAGGCUGCAGAGCUGCUGCUGGAGGGGGGGGCUCGCAUGGACCUGAGAGAUACGGAUGGAUGGCAGCCUCUUCAUGCUGCAGCCUGCUGGGGUCAGAUGCAUGUGGCAGAGCUGCUGGUGUCUCAUGGAGCCAGUCUCAAUGCCAAGACCUUCCUAGAGGAGACCCCCAUCGAUCUGUGUGAGGAUGAGGAGUUCAGAGCCAUCCUGCUUGACCUGAAACACAAACAUGACAUCAUCAUGAAGUCACAGCUCAAACACAAGACCUCGCUAUGCAGGCGAACAUCCAGUGCAGGGAGCCGCGGAAAAGUGGUGCGGAGAGCCAGCCUGUCGGACAGACACAACCUGUGCCGUAAAGAGUACGAGACGGAGGCCAUCGUGUGGAGGGGAGGGAGGGAGGAGGAGUACGAGAAAGAGAAGGAGUCAGAUCAGGAGAAUCACCAGGUGGUGAAUGUCAAGCCGGCUGUAGCUGUGGAGCUGCUGGACAAGCCCAUGCUGCCCACCAUCCUCAAAGACGGCAACGGCAAACAGAACGGCCUCAUCUCCACGACGACGUCCGUGCCGCCACAGCAGCCAUCCAAUGGCAACACACCAUCGUCCGAUAAGUCCGGGGUCGUCUCCACUCAGGAGGAAGCCUUGCCUAGGGAGCGCGCUCAGACUCUGUCAGAGCUCAAGAAACAGAGGUCCGCCGCCAAACUAUUGAAUCACCCGCUGUUCAAUGGUCACUUAGGGAACGGCUCCACAGACUCCUUCUCUGAUGCCAAAAUCAACUCAGAUGACCCCCGCAUGCCGCUGGUCUCCUCCAAUGGCAGCGCAGUUUACUACACGCCUGCCAGCGGCGACCCGCCCCUGCUUAAACUGAAACAGCCAAUAGAAGAGGAGCCUCCGAAGAUGCGGACCUGCUGCUGCAUUUCAUAGCUGGUCAUGUGACUGUUAGACAGAACAGGAAGUGUUUGCACAGAGAGGAAGGAAACAAGGACGAUGCUGUGAGGAGGAAGGAAGGAAAAGGGGGUGUUUUCCUAUCUUUGAGUGUCCCCUCGUCCCCUUCUUCUAACGUCUUCUGGCGCUGAUGGUCGGCCUGAAGAAGACAAAGAAUCAAAUGACCCUCUCCCCAAAUGCAGGCAUGUUUCAAUGUAGCAGAGGAGAAGAAAGAAAUGGAGCAGUGCCACUUUUUUCCUUUAAGAUGACUCCUGGAUUCAAAUUCCUUUUCAUAUAAGGAGCCUCCCUGUAAGAAAUGCCAAAUGGAUAGAAAGAGUGCGAGAAACUGUUACUCUGCUGUCUCUGUGCACCUUCAAGAAUCAAGAUGUGGACAGUUUUUUAAAACUUUUUACCCAGAAACAGUGAAGAAUUUGUGAUAAAGAGAGCAGCAAAAAGGUACAAGAAGCAUGAUCUGCCUUCAGGACUGAUGACGGAAGAGUCUUAUUACCCCACAUAAGGAUGGUUAUCAUGUAAUUAAACAAGAUUUUUCUGCAAGACAAACUCACGUUUUUUGUCAAACCACAUUGUUCUGCUUUUAAGCCACAUUUCUCAUUGUUUUCAGAAGAGCAGGAAUGCAAUCACACAAGGGUCCAGAUGUUUGUUUGUUUUAUUCAUCAUAUCAGCGACAACGAAACGAAGCAACAGGAGAGGAGUGACGUCUCUUUUCAUGUUGAAAUGCUGCCUGCAUAAGCAAAGGGAAGGAACGCCAUAAACAGUAUUAUAACAUUCAGGAAGUGUACUUGUACAGCUAGAGAUGACAGGAAAGAUAGAAGUAGUGAGUUAGUAUAAUACGUCACCUCACCGUCCUCUCAUAUCAGAGCUGAACUGACAGAUCAUUUGAUGCAUAAUGUUGCUCUCUUGUUAAGAUAAUUUAAGCAAAACAUGGUUACAAUGAUCAUUUCUUUAUUUAUGAAAUUAAUGUAAUAUGGUAAAAAAAAAAAAAAAAAAAAAAACAUAUGAUGGUUCCUGAAGUUGAGUGUAUUUAUUAUUUGGAUGGUGUGUGGAGAGAGUGAAUGCAAUAUAAGAAGAGCUGGGGAGACUUCCAGCGAAGCACCUUCUGACAGCGAGAAUCAAACGUUCAACAGAUGAAGUAGAUAAAGGUUACAGUCAGCUUAAUGUACAUGUUAUGAAAUCACACAAAAUAACCAUCCUGCUGGAAUGGUUAUUCAGAUCUGUGUCACUACAAAUAACAGUGUUAUUUGUUUAUGUAUUAUUUUUCGUUUGUUUUUUUUGUUGGCCAUUGUGUGGCUCUAUCUUCUUCCAGUCACUGUAUUUGUCUCUUUAACAGAAAUUGUAAAUGUUAUGUAAUGAACUGUAAGUAUAGUAUGAGACUCUAUGCUUGCUAACACAUUUGGUUGUAGUGAGCCCAUAGCAUUGUGACCCUGAAUGCAUCAUGAGUUCAACAGGAAAUAUAGACUUACCAUUACCCGAAAUAAGGACCAGAAUUAGCUUCUCUGCUGAAUUAAAAUGUUUGGUUUUUUUGGGGGGAAAUAUGCUAUUUGCUCUCUUGCUCGGUGUUACAUGAGAUGAUUGAUGCUACUCUAUUGCCUAUAUGCUAACUAUGUAAAUGGAGCCUGUUGCUGGUUAGCUUAGCUUAGCUUAGCAUAGCAUAGCAUAGCAUAGCAUAAAGAGCUGCCCAAAGUCAAAAACCCUGCAGACCACAUCACAAACUUUUUUUCUUCUUCGCAUCAUCAACUUAUUUCAUUGCAUCUUCAAUUACUUCCUGGACUCUGCACUGGUUGCCUGGCAACCCAUUUGGCACAUACCCUGCUGUAAAAUGUCUGUUGUUAGUACAGAUUAAACCAGCUAUUUAUAACAUAAUAACAUACUUUUUCUUGUCAGAAAUGUUUACUUAUAGGAAAGAACAAACAGUGGACACUUCAAAUAUUAACAAUGGCUCUGUUCCAUUAAGUAUUUUUAACUGAUGGAUCACGCUUGUGUUGUCAAUCUCCUCAUUUAACGCUCUGCAAGUGAGAAUGCAUUUUCCCUACAAAGGUGAACUCCUUUUGUCAAACAGUUUCUUCAGUCUCCUUGUGAGUGCCAAAGAGUCUUCCAUGAUUUCAAAAUUAACUUUGAAGGACAUUCGAAACCUUUGGGGAAAGGCUUUCUCUCCCAGUGUAGAGAUCAUUUGUGUUUCUUUUAAACAUGUGAUUACCCACAAUGCAACGACCACUUUAUCCCCACAGCAUUGACUGUACAGUGUCAAAUAUUUGUACAGGUGUGUUUGUAAAUCUGUUUGUAUCAGUAUCCCCUUUAUCUGUUCCCAUGAACUGCAUUUACAUGUCUGUGUUGAUACUGUUGAGGAACUUGACCAACACAAUGAAUCGUGUUAGUAGACGUGACGUUGUUGAGGGGAAACUGUGAUUCUAUGUAGACUCUAUAAGUAUUCCAGCAGUCUAAAGUAUAUCAGUAAAUUGAUGCAUCCAGGUGUCAGGAUCAUAAUCCCCCUCCUCCUCUUCUGUUUCCGAGGUUGAAUAUUUUUGUGAAAAUGUUGCUGUUAAUUUUGUUACUCAACUCAAUAUUAAGCCACAGUCAAAGAGAUUUCUAUUUCCCCUAUUUCUGGUUCCUUCUUUAUUUUAAAGAGUAUUAAGAAGUUAGUGAUAUCAUCUUGUUUCGAGUUAGCUGAAAUUCAUUGAGGUUACCCAAGUUCAUGUAAGUCCUGGCCGCUGCAAUCAAGCCAAUUGAAAUUUUGCCUUCUUACUAAUGAAUAACAUUAGGUAUUAAUUCUUAACUACUACCUGGUCAGUAUUAGCUCAACGUCACCUGUUGAAAAGUACCCUGUGUUUUCAUGCUAUAAACAGAUCAAAGCUUUUGUUUGUCUGCAAGCCUUGCUGACUAUAAGGAUAUGGUGUUAAAAAGACAAAAAACUACUGAUUUUGUAAUUACUGGAAUAUAUUGAUGGUUGCAUUAACAUAUUUUGAAUAAAUUGUAUAUUUUGAGAAUUUUA